AUGGGCGGCCGGGUCUGGAGGCGGCUGGCGGCAUUGGGGGUGCUCUGUGCCAGGUGCACUGUGGCCCAGGGGCCCCCCGUACCCGAGACGCAGCUGCCAGCCGGGCUCAGGCAGUGGAUCGGCUUGGACUUCUGUGGCCAGGAGCGCUGGAUCGCCUUCCACGGUGGGCUUGCAGAGGUUGUGAAGGAGUUCAACAACCGCGACUUCGAGCCCGCGCUGCUGCGGCUGGCGGAGCUCCUCGUGCCGGUGGCGCAGAGCACUGAGGCGGCUUUCAGCUGCGCCACCGCCGUGGCCUCGGCGCUGGCGCUGGCCGCGCAGUGCUGUGAUCAGCUGCAGCGACCGGUCCUGGCCGCCAGGUUUCGGCAGCUGUCAGCCAUCUUCGGGUCCUACGACUACCAGAUGAAGGGCGAGGACUACAUCAACGACAGCCCCUGGCCCAUCAAUUGGAAGCAGAACAUGGAGGGCAUCCUGCGUUCCAUGGCCUUUCUGAAGCAGCAUGAGGUGCAGGCCGAGCCGUGGCGCAGCCUCCCCGCGCGCGCAGCGGCAACUCGGGGUGCAGCGAAACGGCGCGUCGCCAUCGUGACGGUCUGCGACUAUGAUCCGACUGUGACACCGCUUGCCAGAUUGUCGAAGCUGAACAGAGAUGCAUAUGCCAAGAUGCACGGCUACGACGUAGUGAUGUAUGAGAAGGCGCCUCUCUUUGCCGAUCCCUUGGCGGAGCUUCUCACGGAGCCGCUGGCGCACCGGCCGCCCGCCUGGUCCAAGGUGGAUGCUCUGCUGGAGACACUGGCACAGGGCCGUCACGACUGGGUGAUGUGGUUAGACUGUGAUUCCUUCUUCAUGGAUCCGGAGGUGCGUCUGGAGGAGGUCAUCGCCCUCGCGGAGAGCCGCUGCCCGGCGGCGCCCGGCGAUGACGCGGCUCGGCUUCGGGAUCUGGUCGCGAAGUGGCAGACCGGGCCGGAGAAGGAGCCAGAGAGUCUCCUGGAUUGGUACGACAAUCUGCUUGAGAGCUAUGCGGUGGAGGGUGCCGGCUGUGAUGCGUUUGAGCCUCCGGCAACCGCCCCCUCCAACCGAACAUUGGGUUGGUCCGAGUGGCUCUUCCGGGAGACGAGACCGCAACUGGUGGCAUCCGAGGACGGCUUGAUGCUGAAUACCGGCGUCAUGCUCGCUCGUGCUUCCAUUUGGUCUUGGGCGUUCUUCCAGAAAGUACGCUGGAUGACCUUCGGACGCAGCCCUGUCACACAACAUCCUUGGUGGGAACAGACUGCCAUGGUCUACCUGCUGCAAUUCCCGUUUGUCUUGGCCGAAGCCCGCGGAGGCCGGGACUUGGCGGCCUCGGGCCCCGCGCUGGGUUUCGCGGCGGCUUGGGCGCCCGUGGCGCAGAAGACGAUCAACGGAUAUCCACCUCUGGUGUCUUCGGCACUCCUGACGCACUCCACCUUCGAGCAUGGUGACUUCAUCGUCUCCUUCUCGGGCUGCAAGAUCUACUCCUCACAGGAGGUGUGCAACCAGCUCUUCUUAAACUACUUCUUCCAGGUACACAGCCUGGAGGAGCUGGCCAGGGACCCCGCGCUACAGCCCUGGCUCUGA
Symbiodinium natans is the source of this 1590-nucleotide messenger RNA. The record is from the annotation of a GenBank genome assembly. NCBI's taxonomy places the organism in Eukaryota, Dinophyceae, Suessiales, Symbiodiniaceae.